This is a messenger RNA of Solenopsis invicta (red fire ant), 6828 nucleotides long. RefSeq names its product inositol polyphosphate multikinase. The transcript is spliced from 5 exons. The record is from RefSeq and is a predicted model, not a curated record. Gene Ontology annotation, biological process: inositol phosphate biosynthetic process. Gene Ontology annotation, cellular component: nucleus; cytoplasm. Bases 747 to 1976 code for a protein of 409 amino acids. Gene Ontology annotation, molecular function: inositol-1,4,5-trisphosphate 3-kinase activity; inositol tetrakisphosphate kinase activity. NCBI's taxonomy places the organism in Eukaryota, Metazoa, Arthropoda, Insecta, Hymenoptera, Formicidae.
UCGCGUGGACGAUAAAAACGACGGAGAAACAGUGACGGGGAAGGAAAGAGUGAGGUUAGACGUUCUUCUCUCUCUUUCUUUCUGUCUUUCUCUUUCUCUCCCGAGUGAAACGGCUGUACCAUCUCCAAGGCCCCGCGCGAAUUGUUUGGAAGGUUCGUGAAUCUUCGGCGCGUCAAAUUUAUCGCCCGUGAUUCGGGUGCUUACUUUUUAUUCAAUCGGUUGUUCGGUUGUUCCUGUCAAAUCUCGCUUCGCGAGAAGAGAGAUGGCAACGUACGUUCCCUCUCGCGAAAGGGAGACAUUUUCGACGGAAAGGGCGCGAAUUCAUUUGAUCGACAUCGUGGAAAGGCGGGAGCGUGUUUACGGAGCACCCGGUAUAACGCGGCGAUAACAAUUCCACGGCGCCACGAAGGACAAAGUACUUUCCGCGGCAGAAAUAGCGAAACUGGGAUCGACGCCGUUUUCGAGAAACUCGAGGAAGAAUCGUUCUUUCUUAAAGAACAAAAAAAUAAUAAAAGAAAUUGCGCUUAUCUUGCGCCGUUACGAUAAUAAUGGACGCGCUGUGUGCGCUUGUCGAUGUUUUACUUGGGAAAAAUAAACUCAUAAGAGGGAUAGAUAAAGAGAUAAGAGGCGGAAAGGUAGAGAUUAAGCUGAAGAGAAGCGAACUGCGUAUUGCAGCGAGGAUUUUUGUGCAGAUAUUUACGACGCGCUAGUAAAAAAAGGUAAUCGUCGCACAGCCGCCGUUAAUUAUGACGACAGAACCACCGGAUGAUGAGAAGUUAUUAAGUAUACAAUGGGACAAUAAGGCGGCACCAGGGCUAUCCGGCUGUAUGUUUCCCGGCGUACUGACACCGUUGGAUUGCCAAAUAGCCGGUCACCCUUUCAAUGGCGAAAAACAGACUAUUGGCAUGCUGAUCUGCAGACGGACUGGCUACGUGUUGAAACCAGCGGCUAAAGUGGUCCUUGGAGAAAGAGAAAUUGCAUUCUACGAAAACUUGAAGAAUUCCCAUGAUCCCAUUGCAAUGGAAUUUAAAAAAUUUGUUCCGCGUUAUUACGGCACAACGGAACUACGUGUCUUUAAUAAGCGUACAAAAUUCCUCAUGCUUAGGAAUACCACUAAGAGCAUGGCUGAGCCAUGUGUGAUAGAUAUCAAGAUCGGUUUUCGAACGUGGGAUCCUUUAGCCACGCCAGAGAAGAGAAGAACGGAGGAACUCAAGUAUGCCGAAUCGAAGCGUACUUACGGUUUUUGUAUAACGGGUUAUCAAGUAUAUUCUGUCUUAUCUGGACGAUUAAGGAAAUAUGACAGAGAUUAUGGCAAGCAACUCGGUGUCGAGGGCGUCGUGGAAGCGCUGGAAGAUUUCUUGAACAUAAUACCUGGAAAGCCAGUCUGUCGACAAUUGGUCUCCGAAAUCUUAACAUACCUGUACAAGAUAGAGCGGCUCUUCAACAUGCAGCGGAAAUAUUGCUUCUAUUCCAGUUCGCUUCUGAUCGCUUACGACGCUCAACACUUGCGGCAGCAUUGCCCGUUGAAAGAUGACAUUUGUACCCCUUUUUUAGUGCCGAAAUUUGAUAAAGAAGUGAUAAGUGGAUCAGUUCCUUGUAUAGCACGUGGAACGCACAAUUUAUCUGGUACAAACGAAUUAACGUUUAGCUCAAGAUUGAAAAAAAGCGUAAGCGCGCCUGUGUCGAUACCGUGCGAGCAGAUACUUAAUCAGAGCAGAUCUCGCAAUUCGAAUAUGGAUCGGUUGUGUCGAUCCAGCCCGAGCCAAUUCACAUAUUCGUGCACGAACGACAUUACGAAGAAAGAUGAGGAAAACGUUUCAAUGGAGAACAAAUGCAAGUGGGUCAAAGUGAAGAUGAUCGACUUUACACACGUUUUCCCCGGGGAGAAUAACGACUUGGAUCGAAAUUAUCGGGACGGCAUCCAGAUGCUAAUCCAGCUCUUAAGUAUGAUCAAGAAGAGCGAUUGCAUGCAUUAAAGUUGUUCUCCUUAUCAAAAAAUGUAUUACUUGUGACGAUGUUCCUGGAAGCGAACGGAGAAAAGAUUACAAACGAAUUCAGACAAAGCUAUGUUGAAACGGUGAUGUGUCGUCCAUGUUAUCGGACCCAGAUAUCAAGAUGACAUAUAGAGACAAUAUGAUAAAUCAAUAGCGACAAUGAUCAAUAAUCGUUCAAGGCUGAGAGAGAACGCUUGCUCAUCGCGAAAAACUUGCGAUACAGUUCUUUUUUUUAAAGAAAGGAAAGAUUGAAAUUUGAAACAAUACGGAGAAUUAUUUCUUUCGUAUCAAUCGUGUAAAGGCCGGAAAACUGCAAUUUAAUGGAAACUUCAAACAACAUAUUUUCUCUCGAAGGUCUGAUUUCAGUAAUAAUUACUCAUCACAGAGUGAAGUACCAUGAACCAUAGGACCUCUUCCAUGAGAUUGGAAGCCAAGAUACGAUAUAUGAGAGAAGUAAGUCCAAUAGGGCACACGAUCGACACUGACGCGGAUUCCAAAAGGAAAGUCUUCUCUAGAAUAAAAUAAUUAAUAACUAAUUAAGACUUUUAUACUUUGCCAAAAGAAUUGUAAUGCGAUGUACAGAGUAUUUAGAAGAAUUUCGUACAUUCGAUUUCUCGCGUUUGCCGUGUGAAGAUUUUACAAAUUUAGAGCCGGGCACAAUAAGGAAAGGAAGACAAAGGACGCCUCAUUCUAAAUAUUCGACUAGAGUUUGAGUGAGUCUCACAUUACGACGACAAUAAGUCGCACUUUGUAAACACACCCAUACACACCGCUGUACUGCAAUGGCGAGAAAUUCUUUAAUGGUAUCAUUACUAAAAUUCUCCCAUGUUACAUAUAUUUAUGUUACACGCAUUACGCGAUGAAAAGUGCAGAUUAUUGUAAUUGUAACAGCAGCAAUAAAACGAUUACGAUGUAAAAUGGGGCGCGAGUAUUUAUUAAGAAACGUUUCUAUUGGUGGUUUCUAUUGGCAACAACGAAAUAGAAUCUGUGGCAAAACGCUAUUAGAUAUCUCACAAUUUUUGUUUGUAAAUUAUAAUUAACAAUAUAAUUCUUCACAACGUUAACAAAUGUCAAAUCUAUAACUGGGAUUAUACGAUUAGUUUUCAAGGCUCUCUCUAGCAAUUAUACUUUUAUGAUUUUGUCAUAAAUAUGAAAUAAAUACUCACCGUCUCUCUUAAUAGCUAUAGAAUAACGAUCGCCUUACGACGACAGCGAUUCUAUCGUAAUUUAUUUUUAUUUCUUUCGACUUGUCGAUGCAAUAACAGGUAGACACUUGUUGUAUAAUAUUUUAUUCGCCAUUCAUUCAUAAACAGUUUUUACAGAUCGUCAACGAUCGGCGGGCGCGCCGUUGCGACGUGAUCAACCGCGAUAAUAAUUAAUAAUAAUAAUAAUAAUAAUAAUUUGCUUAAUCUCUCGUUAUAACACUUAUAAUAAUACGCGCGCGCGCUCUGGCGUGUGCGUAGGUGUAUGUAUGUAAUUCAGAAUGCGCGUACACUCGCGUGUACGCGCACGCAACGCAUACACACGCACACGCACAUAUAUACAUAUAUAGAAUUGCUCAUCUCGAUCGCAUUUGUCUUCUCUCAGCUACGCACAAACCCCCUUCACUUACGCUCGCCUCACUAACGCUUUCUCGUUCAAUUUCGAUAAGUGCUUUAAUCGAGAGCUGAUCGGAACUAUUUGGGAUACACACUUCAUCUUCGCUCGUCUAUAACAGAAUCGGGAGACUGGCUUCUUUGGAAUUAAGUUAUCCAGCUUGAAUUCCAUCCAGUUUUAUUCCAAGAGUUCUCGCAGUUAAGCGAUUGAAAAGUAUCGAAUUUAGAAGCGGACUCAUAGAACUUGGAAUCCGGGCAGAUCGAGUUACGUCUCCGUCGCGAAUUGAUGGGGUGGCCGUUGAAAAAUCAAUUAACUGCAAUCACGAGCGGGAUUACACGCAUAAUUAGCAUUAUCAAGCAGCUUGUAGCCGGGCGGCGACUGACCGUAAUCAAUUAAACAAAUUAUUAACGUUUGAUCGCGCUGGCGAACGCCAGCGAACAGUCGCACCGAAUUUCGCACAAAUGUUACAGCUUUCCUCCGCGCUGUCCGUCGGAGGCUCCCCGCUGAUUAGUCGCGCUUAAUUAAACGAGACCGCGAACGAUAACGAGAUAUUAAUAUAAGUAGCCCUAUAUCACAUAGUAAACGCAGGCGCAACAAUAAAUAUUGCUGUAAAAACGCAUUAAAUAGCUAUAAACCGUGUAACGCAAUAGUUCCGUAGGAGAGACCGCGGGUCCUGUUAGUGUGUACGAUAAAAUACGCAUCAUGCUAGGCUAAUAAUUGUUAUACAGCGUAAUCGAAACGUCUCUCUCUCUCUCUCUUUCUUUCUCGCUCUCUUCCACUCACGCACAUGUUUCCGCUUUCUACUUACGUAGGUAUAAUUACAAAGCGAUUCGAUUGAACGCGGUGAUGAAAUUAUCGUUCGUCGUACGUUUCCGUGCGUCGCUACGUUUUCCCCACGUGAAUUCGGGAUAAACGAAGGAAACACCUAAAUUGAAGACAGAUUCGCUUCGCUACGAGGCAUAUGGCAAUAACAAACGAAGGGAUGCGAUACGCAAAGUCCGUAAGGUGUUCACCGAUCGGGAACUCCUUUCCUCUCGUGCGUUCGCAUCCCCGGCCGCGACGUGUGUGCUUCUUCCCUUAUCAUAAUAAUUAGUCUCGCUGCAACAUUACGACUAACGGUUAAUUCGUCCAUGAUUACUUCAGUUGCUUUUUUAUUAGCUGCUACUUUCAUUUAGGUCGAUAUAUUUAACGUAUAUAACUAUAUAAAUACAGCAGGCAUUCGUUUAUAUAUUUACAGGUCGAUCAACGCACCUUUUUCUUCCUUCUACGCUUUACUCUCAUUCUCUUUCUCUCUCGCGUUUCUUAGCACAUCCGCUUAUUUUUUUUCUCUCCCUUUCUCUCCCGCGACAGUUUCGCGAAUUUCGGCGGCGAAGGAGCGAGCUGUCCGAUUAUUAAAUUAGUCGUUAAAUUAAAGUUCUCACCGAUAUUGCCACGCACCUUCAGUCUUAUAAAUUCCAAUUAUCUGCGCUCCAACAAUUUUUCCAAGCCUCAACCCAGAAAUAGUCCCCCCCUUUUUUUUUAUGUAAACGCGAUCACCUGGGAUCCCUAGCUUUUACGUUCUAAUUAAAAAUUGUUAUUAAUUCUCCAAUUGGGAAUUUGAAAACCCAGGCGAAUUUUUAAUUAUUCAACCAUUCAAAUUCGUGCACGUGCAAAAAAAAAUGAAAAACGUUUCAAACGUUGUCAAACAAUUAUAAAAUUGUAUUUUGGAAUACUGACAAAAGGUACCAGAAUUUUUUCCGACUUUUUGCAGCCCUUUGAAAAAUACUAUCGGACACCUACAGUGACCUGGUGUUGGACUAGAAAAACAGCGAAAAGAAAACGUUCGACAACACAGAAAGUUAAUUAUAUCGUAUGUCGUAUAUAUUAUUGAUUAUUCUACAAUUUAUUUAAAAAAAUACUAAUUGUUGUGUAAAGAAAUCGGUACAGAUUCUCGAUCCGUAAAAAAUAAAACUUCUGUGAUUUAGCUUGAUUUUUUCGCUGCCGUGGUAAAACGUGUAAAAAAAAUCAGGCGACUAUUCCUGGGUUUAUAAAUUAACUUUGUAACUCUUUACAAAUCAACAAUCGCAUCUGAUUGUUAUCGUAACGAAAUAAUCAUUAAUAAUACUAUCGAUGAAUAAAAAUAAUCGAGAGCGUUUAAUCGGAUGGAAACGCGCUUGUCGUUCACCGCGACAAAUCGACACCCGUGUGACGGAGAUCGCGACAGCGAAACCGAUAUCAGGGACGAUUGGCGAGGUCGAAGACACUCGGCAUUGACGACGACGACGACGACGACGACGGGCAAGGACGAGGGGUCUCUCGCGCGCACGACAUUUCAGAGCUUCGUCCGGCGAGCGCGCCGUCUAAACUCGCCCGACAAAGGCCGCUGCGAAAUUGAAGAAUUACGACGGUAAGAACUCGAACAAUUGCGCGCCUGGCCCACGCUGAAUUAGGCCUCCCCGGCCUCGCCUCCGCGCGCUCGCCGGAUUUCGAUCUUAUUAGCGCGCUGAAAGGAAGGACACCUCGGCGCGGACAAUGGCGCGUCCGAUUGCGAAAGUGAAUCGGACCUGUCGCGCGCGGGCCGUUGUUCGUCGAAUUCAAUGGAUCCUAAGUGACCCAAUUGGACGCCGUACUUUAAAGCGGACUCGAAUUUUUGUCAUAAUUAUGGGGCAGCUCUCGACGACGACCGUCGCGCACUAUCUUCCUUCGGAAGACCCUGAUUUGGAUUCUUUCAAAUCGCGCUGCUGUGGCGAGCAGUUUUUUUUUUUUUACUUUUUGAUAAAAGAAAUUUCGUCUAGUGUAAAACUCUUAAAAUGUAAUUGUCUGAAAAAAAAUUGCGCUUCUCAUUUUAUAACGAGUUACACCGUGAUACAAUAAUAAUUCCAUGAAUUACAAUUAUAUCGAGACACAGAUAAUAGAAGUACGGAGUUACUUUUACAUCUCGACAAUCUUGAUUCGUGAAUUAAUUUCUACGAUUCACUUUUAAUUCAUUAAAAUAAGAAUCGUAAUUCUUUUUAUAGACAAUUGUGUUUUAAAAGUUCUGCUCUUUAUCAGAUAAAGUUUCGGUAUUUUUUUUUUUUUUUUUUUUAGAACACCUCCCCUCCGAUUUUGAUGAAUUUGUGUUUUUAAAGCAAGGAACGGUUUGUUAUUUAAUUAUUUUAAUUCAUUUAUCAUCGUCACGCGCUUAUUUCUGCCAGAUUCUUUCGUUUCGUGCAAAAACGCGUCGACCGAACCUAAUUUCAUCAAAAUUGGAGGUGAGACG